Cladophialophora bantiana CBS 173.52 is the source of this 483-nucleotide messenger RNA. RefSeq lists its product as uncharacterized. The transcript has 2 exons. NCBI's taxonomy places the organism in Eukaryota, Fungi, Ascomycota, Eurotiomycetes, Chaetothyriales, Herpotrichiellaceae. The coding region runs from base 1 to 483 and encodes 160 amino acids. The record is from RefSeq and is a predicted model, not a curated record.
AUGCUGUCCGCGAACCCGGACGGCCUUGAAUGCAAACACUGCCAAGUUGAUGGAAAGCCGUUUGGCGCGAUGGCUAUGCCAAGCUAUGGCGUUGAGGAUCUGGUAUAUAUGAGCUACCUCUUCGUACCUUUUGGCAGCCCCCGAGACAUCAGGCUUGAGCUGGGUGAGACCGUUGUUAUCUGCCCGGCCACAGGAGGGUUCGGCGCUGCGGGUGUGCAAGUCGCCAUUGCCAUGGGCGCCAGGGUCAUUGCCAUAGGUCGAAAUGAACAGGAACUGGCGAGGCUGAAGACACGCAUCAGCAAAGGAUCGUCCACUCCCCACGUCGAUACGGCCAAGAUUACGGGAGACGAGGGGAAAAACGCCGCUGCCUUGCAUGCGUUCGGAACAAUCGAUGCGGUGUUGGAUCUCUCGCCGCCUUCCGCAGCCAAGUCACCGCACUUCAACAGUGCCAUUCUAGCCCCUUCGUCCCAAAGGUUGCAUUAG